CACACCUGGACUUGCCUGUGCGCAACAGAGAGUCUUCGCGCGAUCCACACAAAGACAGACGCCCCCAACAGCCAAAGCCCUUGGAAGCCCACAUACAGCUAACAGCUUAGCUAUCUGAGCUCAAUUACCAUAUCUUUCAUACGAUUAGCUAAAGCCUAUUGUACACCGUCGAUGGCCCUGGCCACCGCUCCUUCUCUACUGAACUGAUGAAACACUUUAAGACCCCAGGACCUAGUUUCCGGCGCUUAAACACUAUUGAUAGUGAUAGCCCGGAGGCCCCGCCCCAGUCGUCGCGAGGAACUUAUGCCCGGACCUGCGCGAAGCCCCCACGCCCGCUUGUUCUAGAGCCAGAGCCAUCAACUGUUAUCAAGAAGCGUGUCUCACUUAGCAGCAUGGACGCCUUUAAGGUGUUUGUACGCGUUAAGCCUGUCAUGACGGAGGAUUUAAAAUCUGGGUUGCAUCGGGAGGCCGUGACCGUGGGCGAGAGGGACGGCAAGGUCGGCCUGUCCAUCCUCAGUGGCAAGGAGAAGGAGAAGGAGAAGGACUGGUGGUUCAGCAGCUUCGAUGGGCUCCUGACCGAGGCUACCAACCAGCAGGUCUUUGAUGCCAUGGCUAAGGAUCUGAUGCCGGCCCUCAUGGGCGGUAUCAAUGCCACCAUCAUGGCGUACGGCCAGACUGGCAGCGGCAAGACCUACACCAUCUUUGGGUCCAACGAGUCGGACCAGCAGCAGGUACACGGCCUGCUGCACCUGGCGCUGUACCACAUCAACGAGAAGCUCUUCAUCGGCACGCCAAACGCGCAGCUCUGCAUGUCGGUGUUCGAGGUGUACAACGAGGAACUGUUCAGCCUGCUGGACGCGGCGGGGCCCGCGCGCAAGAAGCUGGAGCGCGGCAUGCCUGACUUCUACGUCCACAAGUCCCACGCGGUGGCCAGCGUGGACGAGGCUGUACAGCUGGUGAUGGCGGCGCUGCAGCUGCGCGCGCAGGACAGCACCGUGCGCAACCAGACCAGCAGCCGCAGCCACGCGUUCGUGCGGCUGCAGGUGGUGCAGCCAUUCGCCGGCGCCGACGGCCGCGGCCUGUCCGGAACCCUGUACCUGGUGGACCUGGCGGGGAGCGAGAGCAUCUCGCACGCCAGCAGCAAUGAGCAGCAGCGCGAGACUGUGCACAUCAACAGGUCGCUUUCGGCGCUGGGCCGCGUGGUGUGCAACAUGUCGGCGCAGGCGCCGCACAUUCCAUACCGGGACUCACUGCUCACCAAGGUGCUGCAGGAGGGCCUGGACCCCAACAAUGCGCGGGUGGCGCUCAUCACCACCGUGAGCAGCUUCCAGGCGGACGUGGCUGUGACCAAGGACACGCUCAUGUUCGCCCAGCGCGCCCGCAACGUGCGCACCUACGCGCAAUCCAACCCCGCGCCGAAGCGCCUGGCGCCGCCGUGCCCUGAGGACCUGCAGCGCCAGCUGCAGGAGCUGCAGGCCAUCAAUAACGCGCUGAAGCAGCGGCUGGCCGACCUGGAGGGCAACCAGGAGCUGAUGACCUACAAGCGCCAGCUGGACCUUAUGAAGCAGGACCAGGCGCGCCUGGCGGAGGUGGUGAACGAGCUGCAGCAGGUGGCCGACCGCAGUGUGCGGCAGCAGCGCGAGGCCGAAUCGGCGCUGGACCAGGAGCGCGCGGCGCACGCCGCCACCCGCGAGCGGGUCGCCGAGCUCAAGAGCAGCAAUGACGAGCUGCAGCGUGCCGUGGCAGCCGCGGAGGCAGAGGCCAAAGCGGCGGCGGCGCGGGUGGCGGAGGUGCGGUCGCAGGCCACCACUGCGGCCGUGGCAGAGGCGGCGCUGAAGGGAGAGCUGGCUGGCGCGAAGGCGCUGGCGGAGCAGCUGCAGGCGCAGCAUGCGGCCGCGCAGGAGCAGGCGGUGCAGGCCCGUGAACAGCUGACGACGCUAAAGGGACAACUGGCGGUGGCCCAGGCCGGUGCCGGCGAGCGGCUGCAGCAAGUGCAGGAUCUGGAGACGCAGCUGGCGGCGGCGCGUGCGGAGGCCGCCGCCGCCCGGCUUGCUGCGGGUGAGGCCUCUGGCCUGGAGGUUCGACUUGCGGAGUUAGAAAAGCGCCUGGUGCAUGCAGAUGAGGCAGGGACGGCGAAGGUGCAGCAGCUGAGCGCGGCCGAGGGGCGGGAAGCAGAGCUGCGUGGGCAGCUGGCAAUGGCGCAGGCACGUGUGGCAGAGCUGGAGGCAAAGCUGGAGGAGGCGCAGGUGCGAUCAGCAGAGCUGUGGCAGCAAUUGGUGGGCAGUGGCGCCGAGCUGGACACAGCGCAAUCGGCGCUGGAAGGCAAAAUGGCGCAGCUGGCGGCGCUGCAGGCUAGCCUAGCUCGGGCAGAGGCGCAGGCAGCACGGCAGGAGGAGCGGGUGCGAGCGCUGGAGGCUGAGGCGGCGGCGCAGCAGGAGCAGGCGGGCGGUGAAAUGGAGCGGCUGUCGGACCGCCUGGUGGCGGCCGAGGCUGCUGCCGCCGGCCUGCAGAAGCAGCUGCAGGCUGCUGUUGCCGAGGCCGAGCACCAAAAGGAGGAAAGCAACAAGCUGCAGCAAGAGCUGCAGGCGGCAGUCGCAGAGUCAGAGCGCCAGAGGGAGGAGAGCAGACAACUGCAGCAGGAGCUGGCGGCACGGCUGGAGUCAGUCGAGAAGGCCCGCGACGCCGCCGCGGCACAACUCUGCCAGGUGCAGGAGCAGGUGGCGGUGCUGCGGCAAGAUCACGCUGGGGCCACGGAGGCGCAGGUGGCUGCCGCAGCACAGGCUGAGGGCCUGCGGCAGGAGGUGGCGGAGGCACAGGCGGCGGCCAGCCGCCAGGCGGCUUCGCAUCUGGCGGCGCUGGCGGAGGCGCGUGAGGCCAGUGAGGCGGCUGCGGCGCGCAAGCUGGAGCCGCUGCAGGCGAACUGCGAGCGGCUGCAGGCGCAGUACUCCCUAGCAGAGGAGCAGCUGGCGCGGCUGCAGGAGGAGCGCGACCGGCUGCGACAGGCCGAGAGCGAUGCGCGUGAGAGCGCGGUGCGCGCCACCGCCGAGGCGGAGAAGCUACGUGAGGCGCUGGCGCGUGUGGAGCGCGAGUCCGCGGAGCGGGUGGCACGGCUGGAGGCGCAGAUUGAGCGGGACGUGGCCCCGCGCCGUGAUGCCAGCAAGGCGAUGCAGGACCGGCUGAAGCAGCUGGAGGCGGACAACAAGCGAAUGGAGAGCACACACAAGGGCCAGCUGGAGCUCAAGGACAAGCUGAUCCACCAGCUGGAGCAGAUGUGCAACCAGCUGCAGGCGCAGCUGGCGGCAGGCGGCGGCCGCACCGACACCGCGACCUCGGGCAUGCCCGACCAGAUGGGCGGCGCCGCGGGCAGCCCCUACGCCGGACCCGCCCGCUCUGACGUGACCUGCCCCAGCCCCGGCAUGGACGACGGCACUGGCACGCCCGUGUCGUCUGCCUACAUCGGCGCCGGCGCAGCUGGCAGCGCUUCCGGCAGGACCCCCGCCGCCAGCGGCAUCCUGCUGCUCAACCGCACCACCACCGCGUCAGCAGCGGCCCUGGCGCGCAACACGAAGGCGCGCCAGGACUUCACCUCACCGCAGCCGCCUCUGCGCGCUGCGGGCGGCCUCGGCGGUGCCCGUGUGCCUGCGGGAUCGGAGGCCGUCAACCUGAUCACGCCAACGCACCCGGCGUACCCGGCGCAGAGUGGGCCCAUUGACCUGAUCACGCCGGAGGGCACCCCCACGCCCGCCGACAAGGGGCAGCGCCCAGGACCGGCAGAGGCAAUCGCGGAGAGCGGCUAUGAGGAGGCGGAGGAGUCGCCGGGGCUGUUUGCGCUGGUGCGGGAGGCGGAGAAGCAGAAGGUGCACGGCCUGAAGACCUCGACUGCGGCCGUGCGCAACAAGAUGCGGUGAGCUCGUGACCUGCCGGCAUGUGCCGGCACCGUGACCCCGGAGCCGCUAUCGGUGCCGCUGGUCGCUGGUGUCUUCGCAGUGCGUGACAACGCGGCUGCUGCACUAGUGAGUCAGGUAAAGGGGAGUUGACCCGUCGAGAGACGUUGUGACCCACCGCGUUGCAUGUUGUGGAGGACCUGCGGAAGGUAUGUACAGCUAUCACUGGAUAACGGUUUGGCUGUGGCAGUACGUACGCUUGAACUCAAAAGUUCUAUCGCCUUGGACAUGGGGCUUUGUGAUAUGCUGAAGAUACAGACCGGUAACUACUUGUAACAUGACAAGCCA
Molecule: messenger RNA, 4232 nt
Organism: Chlamydomonas reinhardtii
Lineage: Eukaryota; Viridiplantae; Chlorophyta; Chlorophyceae; Chlamydomonadales; Chlamydomonadaceae
Exons: 16
Coding region: 393-3908 (1171 amino acids)
Biological process (GO): microtubule-based movement
Molecular function (GO): microtubule motor activity; microtubule binding; ATP binding
Source: RefSeq, a predicted model, not a curated record